AUGGAUGUAAACUGCCUGAUGACGAGGUUUGACCAGUUUGUGUCCAAGAAACCUGACAGGCCAAACAUUUUCAUUGAAAUAAAGAAACUUAGCAUACGUAAUCAUACUGAAUCGCUGAAAUGGUUGAUAGAUCACAUUAGAACCAAGCAAGAGCUUGCGAAGAAAACUAUGGUGUUUUGCAGAGAGGUGGACACUGUCUCAGACAUUUUCACUCAAAUGAGGGUACAGUUAGGCGACGAUACAUAUGUUUCUGGGACAAAAGAUUCAAACAUGGCCACUACCGCCCUUGGUAUGGGACUGGAUAUUCCUGAUGUGGACGUUGUUGUCCAUGUCGGAUGUGCGAAGUCUGUCUUAUGUUACUGGCAAGACGUAGGCCGGUGUGCCAGAGAUGGGAGAAGAGGAUAUGCGAUUGCAUUAUGUGACAACUUCACAAAGUCACGAAAAAAUACUGUUGACGACAUAAAAGACAUUGUCAACAACGUAACAUCGUCUUGCUCCAGGGAGAGGCUGAUGCAACAGUUCGAAGGGGAUACUGACACAAAACGAAUUAUUUCUUGUGGACAGUGUACAGUGGACGACAUCUGUCCGUGUACACUUUGUAAUUGUUGCACCUACUGCAGAUCAAACUGUCCUUGUCAAGACGUUAUUAAUUACAACGUGGAAAAAGUUAUGGCAUAA
This is a messenger RNA of Haliotis rubra (blacklip abalone), 678 nucleotides long. Its product is annotated as probable Werner syndrome ATP-dependent helicase homolog 1. Lineage: Eukaryota; Metazoa; Mollusca; Gastropoda; Lepetellida; Haliotidae. Gene Ontology annotation, cellular component: nucleus; chromosome; cytoplasm. Gene Ontology annotation, molecular function: 3'-5' DNA helicase activity; four-way junction helicase activity. The record is from RefSeq and is a predicted model, not a curated record. Gene Ontology annotation, biological process: double-strand break repair via homologous recombination.